UGUUAUAUGUUUGUAGUAAUCACCUAGUAAAAUGCUUACAGUUAGUUAGUAUAAGUGAUUCAUAAUCAAGCUAAAAAUGUUAAGUAACAACCGCAAUUUACUGUUUAAAGGUAUUAUUUUAGCAUUAUGUAUAAUAUCUUGUGUUCAUUUGUUUAUCUUUCCCUUAUUUGAAACGAAUACCGACUCAAAUAUAAUAAGGACUUAUUUGGAUUUUGAACAGUCGUUGUGUCUGAAUAAUAUUCGUAAAAAAAGAUCAUUUAAUCGAGCAAAGUGUCCGCAAUAUGGUAUAAUCACUGUAAUGCAAGGCGGUAGAUUAGGCAAUCAAAUAUGGGAAUAUGCCUCAGUUUGGGCUUACGCUAGAGAAACUGGAUUAGAACCGUAUAUACCUCGGUGCAUUAAAUUGAAAUUGGAAACUAUAUUCGAUAAAUUAUCCCUGCCAACAUUUGAGACAAUUAGCCAUUGUCUAGUUCAAACAGAUUUAUUUUAUCUUCCUUCUGCAAAAGCUUUUCCAAAUAAUACCUUAGAUGCCUGGCAUUUCACUAACCAAAGUAUUAUUCUGCCAAAGUACAUCACAUCACCUGAACUAAUAUCAACUUGGGUCCAAGAUAUCACUCAAGAGUUUAGUAUUAAAAAAAGUCUGUUAGAUAAAAGUCAUAGAAUAUUACAAGCAGCCGUUAAAUGUGUAAAUAUACCAGUAAAAACAUUUAUAGGGGUUCAUGUGAGAAGAACUGAUUAUAUCAGUUAUAUAAAAAGAAAAUAUAAUGCCGAACCCGUCGAUUCAAAAUUCUUUUUAAAGGCGAUGGAUAUGUUUGAAAAGAAAUAUCCAGAUUCAAUAUUUAUUAUUGUCAGUGAUGAUCCCAAAUGGUGUUGGAAAGAAUUUAAAUUCAAGAAGAAUGCUUAUGUUGUGGGAAAAUAUCACGGUGGCAGCUCUACUCCUGCUUUAGAUUUAACAAUUUUGGCUUCCUGCAACCAUACGAUAUUUGAUUAUGGAACAUACGGUAUGUGGGGUGCUCUUUUAGCUGGAGGAGAAACAGUCUAUUAUGAUCUUAAUCCUGAGUAUUCCUCGCACAAACUUGGAAGAUACAUGAAAAACUGGCAUAGUCUCUAAAUCGACAAAAACCAAAACACAAGUCUGAUAAAUUUUCUAUAAAAUAUUUAUUUUUAUACCAACAACUUGUGAAAUUUUAUUAUUUUAUAGGUUUAUUUUUAUAUGUUUAUAACUACAGACAAAAUAAUUUACAAUAUCCAGAUGAAUAUAUUUGCCCUUGGCAUAUACAGGGUGAAUCCUGAGUAAUGAAAUUCUCAACUCAAUGAUAGACAGGACUAAUGUUUUCAAAUUUUACUUAUUUCUUAGAGAUACGGUAGACCAAUACCUUUUUUAUUACGAAUAAUUAUUAAAAACUUGGUUAAGUUAA
This is a messenger RNA of Diorhabda carinulata, 1415 nucleotides long. Its product is annotated as galactoside 2-alpha-L-fucosyltransferase Sec1-like. Gene Ontology annotation, molecular function: galactoside 2-alpha-L-fucosyltransferase activity. The record is from RefSeq and is a predicted model, not a curated record. Bases 77 to 1108 code for a protein of 343 amino acids. Gene Ontology annotation, cellular component: membrane. Gene Ontology annotation, biological process: carbohydrate metabolic process. The transcript has a single exon. Lineage: Eukaryota; Metazoa; Arthropoda; Insecta; Coleoptera; Chrysomelidae.